Molecule: messenger RNA, 817 nt
Organism: Babesia bovis T2Bo
Lineage: Eukaryota; Apicomplexa; Aconoidasida; Piroplasmida; Babesiidae
Product: Thioredoxin family protein
Exons: 8
Coding region: 158-787 (209 amino acids)
Cellular component (GO): cytoplasm
Source: RefSeq, a predicted model, not a curated record
AUUGCGUUUAUAUUCACAUUAAUUCUAUAUGUCAUAUAUAUGUGUAAAUGAUGUACUGCUGGUGUGACACUUUAUUGUAGUUUAAUCCCAGUCAUAUGAACUAAGACAUUAAUGUUCAUCAACAUAGCGCAAAGUACUUAUACUCAUUGCUCAAACUAUGGGUAUAUCUAAAGAAGUUCUAUCUUUUGCUAAUACGGCAUAUUUGCUGGAAGCCGCAGGAAAGAAGCAUCUAGAGGAAGCAAAAGACACACCAGCAGAGUCUGAUGACGGCCCUGUACUAGAGACUGCUCCUAAAUCAUUUGAUGAUCUUGAAUCAUGGCGCCGCGAACGUCUUGCGGAUAUAAGGAGGAAGCGCAUGAAUGCUCGUAAAUAUAUGGAAGAUGGACAUGGCAAAGUAGAUGUUGUAACCGAUGAAAAGGAAGUUAUUAAUAUCUGCAACUCGCACAAGCGUGUUAUUUGCCACUUCUAUAAUGACGAAUUCACUCGUUGCAAAAUACUGCAUCGCCAUUUAAGUGAUCUUGCUGCCAAGCACUUGGAAGUUAAAUUUAUCAUGAUUGAGGCGUCAAAAUCACCAUUCUUCACUCAGAAGCUGCAGAUGCAAGUGCUACCAACCAUGAUUAGUGUCAUUGAUGGGAACAUAUCCCACGUUUUCAUCGGUUUUGAAGAGUUCAAAGGUGACAUGAUAACGUUGGACAGUUUACGAGCAGGGCUUCUAAAACGGGGAGCAAUAACCACUGAGUGUUGUGACACAUUAGAUGAAAAUGGUGUAUCUGAAGAUUCAGACUAAUCACGUGGUUUAUAAUUUAUUAGGCAAUGU